AUGGCGUUUUUUCGUUUUUUAUUCCUCCCCAUAAGAUUCAAUUCCCAUAAUUCAUGGGGUAUAUAUAGAGUGUAUACUGAACCAGAUGACUGUCCGUUUGCGAAACCAGAACAUGUCUACACAUCUAAUGGUAUGCUUUCCGCUCUCUGUACCCUUACGGUGAACAAUACUAUUCCUGGGUCAGUGACGGGCAAUGACUCGUGGUGCCUCGAUGGGGAUUCGCUCAAGGUGAAGGUGAAGGGAAGUGCCAAUAAGGUUGUGGGAGGCGUGUGUGCACGGGUGUCAUGUGAUGAGGGUAAAGUGAAAGUAAUGUACGCUGGCAACGACACAUGGCACGACUGCCCCGAGGGAGGUUCACUAGAACCAUCGACAAAUUCGUCGAUAUUUGCAGGUGGCAGUAUCAAGUGCCCCAAGUACAGUGAGGUGUGCACCAUGACACCAGAUGGUGGCAGUCGUCUGAUCCCCAAAACUUCUGAGCGAAGGCAACGAUUAACAACCAAUUCCACCCGCGCAAGAGGUGGAUCACGGAGACGAUCGGGGGCUGGCACGCGGCAGUCCAGUGUAAUGGUCUCCAAGAAUCGUACAACAAGGGGGCGCACUGAUGUUGCCGCGAACUGA
Molecule: messenger RNA, 618 nt
Organism: Trypanosoma theileri
Lineage: Eukaryota; Euglenozoa; Kinetoplastea; Trypanosomatida; Trypanosomatidae
Product: surface protease GP63
Exons: 1
Coding region: 1-618 (205 amino acids)
Biological process (GO): cell adhesion; proteolysis
Cellular component (GO): membrane
Molecular function (GO): metalloendopeptidase activity
Source: RefSeq, a predicted model, not a curated record